Messenger RNA from Elaeis guineensis (African oil palm), 1173 nucleotides. RefSeq names its product probable membrane-associated kinase regulator 6. NCBI's taxonomy places the organism in Eukaryota, Viridiplantae, Streptophyta, Magnoliopsida, Arecales, Arecaceae. The record is from RefSeq and is a predicted model, not a curated record.
AGUAUAUCAUUCCGUUCACAUGACACCACCACCUCCAAACCUUGGCAUUGUAGCUCCCAUGGAGCCCUCACAGCACCAGCUCUCCAUGGACAGCUUCUCCUAUAGCUGGCUGCUGAACCUUAACCCCUCUUUCGACUCUCUUGAUGAUGGCCUUCGCUUCUCUCUCGACACCCAGGACGGUGGCUCCUUCAUCGAGAUGGACCCUAAGCUGAUCUCCAUGCGUUGGAAGGACGACUCCCUUGACUUCGACUUCACUCUCCCAAGCUCCCAAUCUCCAGCCCUCGUCCACGCCGACCAGAUCUUCUCCGAUGGCCUGCUUCUGCCACUCCAUCUCAUCACCUCACGAAAAAACGAAAUCGCCUCCAACUCCUCCAUGAACUCGGUUUUGAUCAGAUCUCUCUCACUAGAUUCAUCCAAGUCACUGCUCUCUGGGAGCAACCGGUUCGGUUCUCGCUACUUCUACACCGUCCCAAGUAGUCCUGUUGCUUUGAAUUCUUCAUCACUUUGUGGUCCGGUGCAAGGAGUGCCGACUUCAUCAUCCUCGAGAUCAUCCAAGAGCAUGUUCUCCAGAGGCAGCAACGCCAAGCUACAUUUCUUGGGGGGCUGCACGAAGUCCUCAAAGAAGUUCAUCCAAAGGUACUUGAGUUUUCUAAUGCCUCUCUACAGGAAGUUCAAGGGAUUGAAAUUGAUCAGGAGGGCAGGCUCGAGUCGAAGCCGCGUCGAAUCGAUCGGAGCAUCCUCGAGGACCAGCGAUGCUUUAUCGAGCUUCAAGUAUUGUCAUGGCAGGAGAACGUUUGAUAUGGGAACUCAGAAUGCUAUAAAUGAUGCCGUUCUCCAUUGCAAAAAUUCGUUUGGGACCAUUACAGAAGAAGGCCGCCUAAGCGGAUGCUGAGAAAAGAAGAAUCUCUGCUGGAUAUCACCUGCUGCAUGCGUAUGUUUGUCGCUUGUGCUUCCUACAAUGUUGGUUAGUUAAAAGGGUUUGUAGAUGAUGAGCUAUUGAGGGACCAAAGCUUCUUGUUUUUAUUCUUAAGAAAAUUUCCAGUGAUAGUAUGGAUAUCUAUCUAUCUCUCUCUGUCUCUGUGCUUUGGCUAUUACUAUUUGUGAGUGGACCUUUAUACAAAACCCUGAAGAACUGAGAAUCUGAUAUAUGUUACAAAGAAUUUCCAUACAAAA